This is a messenger RNA of Peronospora belbahrii, 3138 nucleotides long. NCBI's taxonomy places the organism in Eukaryota, Oomycota, Peronosporomycetes, Peronosporales, Peronosporaceae. The record is from the annotation of a GenBank genome assembly.
AUGGCCGAUGAGGAUGACUUGGACUUGUUUGGAGCCUUUGAUAACGUCACUACAACGCUCACUACCGAGGAACAAGGUGCAAUAUCAUCUAGUUCUACAAAACGUAAAGAAGCUCCUGUAUUUGCUGUAAAUGACGAGAAAACGGCGUCUCCACCAGCCAAGAAACAACAACAUGAAGGUCGUCCAGUCUCCACGACACUUCAAGUCAUUGAAGGCAAACGCAUUGAUGCAACACCAGUAGAUGGUGACACGCAUUCUGUUAAUGGUGUUGUGUCUACUGGUACGCAAGAGAAAAAUCUCAUUUCCUUUUCAGUUUAUCCUUCAGACUAUGAGACAAAAGUUACAGCUGGAGCUGCUGCAAAAAACCCUGCGAAAACGUACCCAUUUACUCUAGAUCCAUUCCAGCAACAAGCUAUUGACUAUAUUGAAGCUGGUGAUUCGGUCCUGGUAUCUGCCCAUACAUCAGCAGGCAAAACAGCUGUCGCGGAAUACGCUAUUGCAAAAUCUCUACGAGACAAGCAACGUGUUAUUUACACGUCACCUAUUAAAGCUUUGAGUAAUCAAAAGUACCGUGACUUGGAAGAAGAGUUUGGUGAUGUGGGUCUAAUGACAGGAGACAUUACAAUCAACCCGUCAGCUACAUGUCUAAUUAUGACUACGGAAAUUCUCCGUAGUAUGUUGUACCGGGGUUCGGAAGUAAUGCGUGAAGUGGCGUGGGUUAUUUACGAUGAAAUUCACUACAUGCGAGAUAAGGAACGUGGUGUUGUGUGGGAAGAAAGCAUUAUUCUGUUGCCACACAAGGUACGAUUUGUGUUCCUAUCAGCCACGAUCCCAAAUUCCAAGGAGUUUGCUGGAUGGAUCUGCCAUAUUCACCACCAACCGUGCCACGUUGUGUAUACGGACUAUCGUCCGACACCUUUACAGCACUAUCUGUUCCCCGCGGGAGGUAAUGGACUGCAUUUGGUAGUAGACGAGAAGGGAAAGUUUCGUGAAGAUAAUUUUCAAAAGGCGAUUGCGACAUUGUCAGCGUCGACGGAUGAUACGGCGUCGGAACUAGCGUCGUAUGGUAGCAACACUAAGCGACGCAAAACGCAGAAGACCAACCCAGCAAAAAAAGUAGGCUCGGAUGUGUUUCGGAUUGUGAAGCUCAUCAUGGAGCGCCAGUACGAUCCAGUGAUCGUUUUCUCUUUCAGCAAGCGUGAUUGCGAGUCGUAUGCAUUGAUGGUGUCUAAGCUUGACUUUAAUACCGAAGAGGAGAAGCAGUCUGUGGACCAACUUUUUAAGAACGCGAUGGACUCGCUAUCGGACGAUGAUCGCGCAUUACCCCAAGUAGACUCGAUAUUGCCGCUACUUCGUCGUGGCAUUGGUAUUCACCACGGUGGUCUGCUGCCUAUUUUAAAGGAAGUGAUCGAAAUCCUCUUUGGUGAAGGUCUUUUAAAAUGUCUUUUUGCCACAGAGACUUUCUCUAUGGGUCUGAACAUGCCUGCCAAAACUGUGGUAUUCACUGACUGCCGUAAAUUUGAUGGCAAGGGUUUUCGGUGGAUUACUGCAGGCGAAUACAUUCAAAUGUCCGGGCGUGCUGGUCGUCGUUCGCUUGAUGCACGUGGCAUCGUUAUUCAGAUGUUAAGCAAAGAGAUGGAGCCGCAGGUUGCAAAGGACAUUUUGUACGGCCAAGCUGACCCUCUUUUCAGCACGUUUCAUCUUGGUUACAACAUGUUGUUAAAUUUGAUGCGUGUGGAAGAUGCCGACCCGGAGUACAUGAUCAAACAGUCGUUUCACCAGUUCCAAAACGAGCAGGCUGCUCCAGCGCUGGAGGAAGCACUUGAGCGUGCUAGAGAAGAGAAAGACCAGAUUGUGAUCAAAAACGAGGAGGAAGUGGCGCAGUACUACUACUUGUCCAGGUCUCUUGUGCGUCUUAAAGAGGAAUUUCUGGCUAUACACAGCGAUGAUGGCAUGGCGAAACCCAAGUGGGAUUGGGGUGUCAUUGUGAAUUUUACGACCAAGAAUGCCAGUGAUUCGACUUCGGCGGCGCCUGACACGAUCGUACACGUGCUGCUGAACUGCGUGGCAAAUAAUGUUACAACGAAGGUAAAUGACGCCACCAGCAGCAAUUCUGAGGCGGAACUGCCGACACCGGCGCCGGAAGGUAUGAUGGGUCUGUCGUGUUGCGGCUACGAAAUGAAGAUUUGUCCCGUGCCACUAGAGAUGCUAGAUCUGAUUUCUUCGCUGCGUGUGUACAUCCCGAAAGACCUACGUACAAUAGAUAGCCGACAGGCAGUAGGAAAGUCGGUGAGGGAAGUGUUGCGGCGAUUUCCUCAAGGUGUGCCGCUGCUGGACCCGCGUGAAGAUAUGGAUAUUCAGGAUGAGCAAUUUUUGCGUGUGAUUGAGAAAACGCUCGAAGUUGAGAAGCAGCUCAAGAGCUCGGUAUUCCAUAAUGCAGCCGACAAAGAGGCGCGAUUUGCGCUAUACAACCUAAAGAUGGAGAGUGAGGCAAAGAUGCGAGAGCUAGAGCGCAAGAUCAAGGAGUCCAAGUCACUUGUGCUGCGUGAUGAUCUUCGUCGUCGCCGGAGAGUUCUGCGACGACUAGAGUUCGUGGACAAGGAGGGUGUGAUACAGCAAAAGGGCCGUACAGCGUGUGAGGUCUCAACGACGGACGAGUUGCUGGUGACUGAGAUGAUCUUUAACGGUCAGUUCAACGAUCUAUCAGUUAGUGACACAGUUGCGCUGUUGAGCUGCUUGAUCAAUACGGAGAAAAGGAAGGACAGCGAUAAGCCGCCGCAAGCCGAGAACUUAGAGAUCCCCGUCCGCCAGCUGCGUGAGACGGCCCAGCGCAUCGCAAAGGUGAUGCAGGAUGCCAAAAUCACCAUUGAUGUAGACGAGUAUGCAGGCGCCUUCAACACGAGCCUCGUAGAUGUGGUUAUUGCCUGGUGCCAGGGUGCUAAAUUUUCGCAGAUUUGCAAGAUGUCGGACGCGUUCGAGGGCACAAUCAUCCGUUGCUUGCGUCGUUUAGAGGAGUUGCUGCGCCAGCUUACGCUGGCUGCGCACUCGAUCGGUGACGUCGAGCUUGAGAAGAAAUUUGACGAAGGAGGCAAAAAGCUCAAGCGUGACAUUGUCUUCGCCGCCUCCCUGUACCUCUAG